AUGGGCGACCUUAACAAACACACCUUUCUGUCCCGGGUGUUUGGGUCUGCAUCCAAUCCUCUGCUGAAUGACGACAACAACGACAUUGAAUUUAGCAUCAACAACUUGCAGGACACGUUUGAAGAGCACGAGGUCGAGAGCCCCCCACGGGCGCAGCACCCGAUCAACGUCAACUCAGAGGACGAAUCUUCUUCUGAAACCGAGUCGGCCUCCAAUGACGAUCUUUUGUACGACCAGAAACGCGAGCUGUACCAACAGGUGGAGUCGGAACUUCGCCAGGACGACUAUGAUACUGUGCCUGAGAGUUUAAUGAUGGAGCGACGCCGUCCGCACGAGGGCAGCACGCGGACGUUUGAGACGAAAAAAUCCCCAUCGCCCGCAGAGCCUCGAGCCGGCCCCAAUUUCAGUCAGUGGGGCGAAAAGGCAAGAGGAAUUGCAAGCAGGACUAUCGACAAUAUCCCUAAAACUAUACCGAGGGGCAUUUCGUUCCAGCUCCCAACCAAUGCCUCCAGCAAGCUCCCGCCACCCCCGCUCUCGUAUAGGAGAGAAAACAGUGUAGGAGGCGAGCCGGAGGUGGUGCGAAAUAUCAACGAGCAGCGUCAGCUACGCGGGAAACUCGGUCUGCUGAGUCCCAUGGAACGUGCUCUCUGGCUGUGGUCGAACGUUUCCAAUUUAGACACCUUUCUUGAGGACGUGUACGGCUACUACACGGGCAACGGUUACCGCUGCAUCAUUUUGUCGCGCGUGAGCGAUCUGCUCAUCAUUGUGUUUGUGGUCUGGCUCAGCAGCUUCAUGGGCAACUGUGUUGACUAUAACCGGCUAAUGAACGGCAAUGCCACCAAGUACUCGGAUGUGGUGGUUGACCAGUGCUAUUCCAAAAUAUCGUUUGGUCAAAGAUUCUUUUUCUUUGUGCUCUUUAUCAUUCUGGUGCUACGGAUCAAAUCGUUCUACCACCACUUCAAAGACCUGAAAGAAAUUAGAAACUUCUACAACCUGCUUCUUGGGGUCUCCGAUCAAGAGCUCCAGACAAUUAGCUGGUCUACCAUUGUCAAGAAGAUCAUGGUUCUGCGGGACCAAAACACCAACGCUCUGAUUUCAGGAAACCAGAAUAUUAGAGGUGACGACCUCAAAUCGAAGAAACGACUAAGCGCUCACGAUAUCGCCAACCGUCUGAUGCGCAAGGAGAAUUACAUGAUUGCCAUUUUCAACAAGAACGUUCUCUCUCCCGCCCUGACUAUCCCGCUUAUCAACCACCAUUUCCUCACUAAAACGCUCGAGUGGAACCUCAAACUUUGCAUAUUUGAUUUCGUGUUCAACACCGACGGCCAGCUGAAACAUGCCGUGCUCAGCGAACACAAACGGCUUGCUCUGGCCACAGAGCUGCGCAAAAGAUUCCGACUCGCCGGAAUCCUGAGCAUAUUUCUCACGCCGUUUCUGGUCAUAUAUUUUCUCCUUUACUUCUUCCUCAAGUUCUUUUACGACAUCAAAACUAAUCCAUCCUUGGUGGGGUCCCGUGAAUACUCCCCUUAUGCCAGAUGGAAACUAAGAGAGUUCAACGAGCUGCCGCACAUGUUUGAUAAAAGACUGAAAAUGAGCAGAGCGCGCGCUACAGAGUAUAUUAACCAGUUUCCCAAGGAAGCAGCAAAUAUAGUCCUCAACUUUGUGGCGUUUGUCACGGGCUCACUUGUGACCAUACUGGUUGUGCUCACCGUUCUGGGCCACGAGAACUUCCUGAAUUUUGAGCUUACCGAAGGCCGCACGGUCCUGUUCUAUAUCUCCACUUUGGGUGCCAUAUUCACCAUUUGCAAAGGCUCGGUCUCGGAGAAUGACACAGUUUUCGAUCCAGAGGCAUCAUUGAGAUACGUGGCCCAGUUUACCCAUUAUCUUCCUAGCUCAUGGAAUGGCAGAUUCCACACAGAAGAGGUGAAGAACGAGUUUUGUAAGCUUUUCAACCUGCGGCUCAUCUUGGUUCUCAAGGAAAUUACGAGCUUGAUUAUGCUUCCAUACAUUUUGUACUGCCGGCUGCCAGACGUGUCUGAAAAGGUGAUCGACUUCUUCAGAGAGUUUAGCGUCCAUGUUGACGGACUGGGCUACGUUUGCACGUUUGCAAUGUUCGAGUUUGACAGCAAAGACAAGCCUGUUCGCAGCCAGGCUGCCAAUGACUACGAUGACCUGAAACAGGAAUACUACACUGCUGACGACGAUAAAAUGGUCAAAUCGUAUCUCUAUUUCCUAGAGAGCUAUGGAAACGAGCCGGUGCGAAAGACUGGCAAGGAGCCGACUGUAGACCGAAUUGGCAGACGUCCGGGCCAGAAAAACCUGCUUCGUUCGGCGAUGAUUAACAACUCAAUGAUGGACAAAAACCGCGGAACUCACUCUACUGUCAGAUAUCCGCCUCAAUUGCGUUCCCCUAAUUUAGGCGAGUCCGUGUACACUAAACGUCAAAACAUCGAUCUUAUGGAAGACACCACCGCAGGCCUAUCCACAGAUACAAGGAACUAUUUGCAAACACUCAACAAUAGCACUCUUCUUGGCGAGUCGUUCCAGCACGGAUUUCCAGUGGAGGAUACGUCGCACCACGACGAAGAGGCUGAUUCGGAAGGCGACGACGAGGCCGGAGUGUUGGGGCUCAUCAACCAGAUUUACAAGCAUAAAGAAGGCGUGAGUUAA
Molecule: messenger RNA, 2670 nt
Organism: Ogataea angusta
Lineage: Eukaryota; Fungi; Ascomycota; Pichiomycetes; Pichiales; Pichiaceae
Exons: 1
Coding region: 1-2670 (889 amino acids)
Biological process (GO): protein localization to phagophore assembly site; autophagy of mitochondrion
Cellular component (GO): autophagosome; phagophore assembly site
Source: RefSeq, a predicted model, not a curated record